Molecule: messenger RNA, 662 nt
Organism: Zea mays
Lineage: Eukaryota; Viridiplantae; Streptophyta; Magnoliopsida; Poales; Poaceae
Exons: 4
Coding region: 314-640 (108 amino acids)
Source: RefSeq, a predicted model, not a curated record
UCUUAGUUAUAGAACAUAAAUAUAAAAAUCAGUUAUGGCCUUAUGGGAUAAUGUUGGUUCAAUUUGCACCUCACCCGAAUCAGUAUACUUAAUAAUAUUGUUUUAGUUUGCACCUCACCCGAAUCACUUAUUCACUUUCAAAGCCAGUGCAAGACUCAAUUUACCUAGGUUCAUAAAUAGCGUUGAAAUAAUUUUAUGGUAACAAAGAAAAACAUCUAUUUAACAAGUAAUUCUUCCGUCAACUUGAGGUAGUUAUUAAAGCAAGGAAAUAGCAUAUGUCAAGGUAGUAACAAAUAGUCAACAAAGGGCUCACAUGAAGGUUGUGAAACUAAAUGUGUUCCCCCCUGCACCAGCAAGGGCAUCUUCUUCCUCUUCGAGGUAUUCUUCAUCUUCCUCUUCUUCAGUCAUCUUUGAUGUAUGGCGUCCUCUCUCCUACAAAUUGACUAAACUGUGUUUGAUAAUCCCAGAUGCAGGCACUCCUCGAGUACAGGCUCGACAUCCAUGCCUAUGUGGGGUGCAAGUCCACCAACUUGACCCUGUCCGACCAUUGAGAAAAUUUCCCCUUGAUCUCCAAUCUGAGCGGCUGCGAGGAACACGAGCAGAAGACGACAUUGGUCAGAUCCCCGAGCAAAUGUCGUGAACUGGGCACGAGGAAAAGCCGG